CUAGACAGAUAUACACGCAGCCUCGAGUUGAAUGGUGAUCUAGCUCGGAGUAUUCGCCAAUCUUCUAUUCGCAAUCCGGCAGCUACUACUACGGCUUUAAUUCAUCCCCCCAUCUCCUCUUCGAAUCAGCUGCAUCCCUCCAACAUCAGUAAAUCUGGUCUUUUAUCUGGACCUAGAGGUCCGAUUGGAUUUGAACUUUCUGCUUCCAAUGGAUCAGUGAAAAUAACCUCUGUUGUGCCAGAGGGCUAUUCACUAACAUCAAAGUCAACCGAUGAAGUGCGUUACCGAGGGCAGCUGGCAACUCAGUCUUGGAAGAAUGCCGUUGGUGCUGGAAAGCAGGAUGUCGUUUCUGUGAACCAGCAUGCUCUGAUGACAGAACGUAAACAAUGA
Protopolystoma xenopodis is the source of this 390-nucleotide messenger RNA. The record is from the annotation of a GenBank genome assembly. Lineage: Eukaryota; Metazoa; Platyhelminthes; Monogenea; Polystomatidea; Polystomatidae.